GGUACUGGCAGAGCCCUCACCGACGCGGCGCAGCCCCACGUGGCUGGAACACGGAAGACAGAGCUGGCUGCUGAUAACGAGAUUAAUCGGUAGUCUCAGGAAGAGUGAGCUAUAAUUCCAAGAGCAGUAAUUCUCCAUUGUUCAGUAAUUUUACCCGGGUGUUUGCAAUGUAAGUUUCUGUAAGGGUAACUGCGAAAAAAGCAAGUUUAUGAAUGUUUUAUUUAAAGUAGUGGCAACAUGAGUGUCCAGUUUUUGAUAAGAGAUGCUGAACAAAGACGCUUUGUAUAAUUAAUGCACUGCUCAACGGACAAGUCCAAGUGAAGUUCAAGUUCCAAACGACCACCAGAGACCCCUAGCGACCAAACAAGGCCUUCCGAACAACUUAGAGCUAAUUAACAUAUGUUUGAACUUUAUGAGAGAAGUAGUGAAUAAGAACCCCUGGAGAAUAUGAUGUGCUGAUUGUGUAUGCAAGUGACGCUGCUGAAUGGUGUCAGUACCUCCAGAACCUCUUCCUCUUUACUCGGCACAUUCGAAAGCAUCGGAUUCUGACCUACCGACUGGAAGGCGAGUCUGCCAUUUCCCCCCAGGACCUGGACCUGUUCAGCAGAAGUCGGAGCAUCAUCCUUUUGCUUUCUGCAGAGCUCGUGCACAGUUUUUAUCUUCCUCAUGUCCUGCAGAGCCUUCAGGAAGCUUUAUGGCCCCCGUGCAAAGUAGUCAAGCUGUUCUGUGGUGUUACGGACUGUGACGACUAUUUGACCUUUUUUAAGGACUGGUCUCAGUGGCAGGAACUCACAAAUGAUGAUGAGCCUGAUGCUUACCUUGCAGCUGUCAAGAAGGCUAUUUCAGAAGACUCCGGCUGUGACUCUGUGACUGAUACAGAAACAGAAGAGGAGAAGAAUCCAGCUCACUUCCACAGACUUGCCAUGAGUGAAGAACACAGAUCAUCCAAGAGCACUGGGGACCACCCAGUGGUGCAGCCUGACCGCAUACAAUGUGGGGUGCAGACAACAGUUUAUAUUAUCAUGAAAUGUAAACUAGAUGGUGAAAUGAAAACUGAAGUUGAAUUCUCUCCAGAGAAUGCAUCCUCUGUGCGUGUGCUGGCCGAGAUGGAGAAUGAGUACACAAUCUCUCUGAAGGCUCCAAAUUUAACCUCUGGGACAGUGCCUCUGCAGAUAUAUUCAGGGGACUUGAUGGUGGGAGAAACAAGUGUCACUUACCACACGGACAUGGAGGAAAUCAGCAGACUUUUGGCUAAUGCAGCCAACCCCGUACAGUUCAUGUGCCAGGCCUUUAAAAUCGUGCCAUACAGCAUAGAAGCACUGGACAAACUGUUGACUGAGUCACUCAAGAAGAACAUUCCUGCCAGUGGUUUACACCUGUUUGGAAUCAACCAGCUGGAAGAAGAAGAUAUGACAGCAAAUCAGAGGGAUGAGGAGUUGCCAACACUGCUUCACUUCUCUGCAAGAUAUGGGCUGAAGAACCUCACUGCCUUGCUGCUUACGUGCCCUGGAGCGCUGCAGGCCUACAGUGUAGCCAACAAGUAUGGCCACUAUCCAAACACCAUAGCAGAAAAGCAUGGCUUUAAGGAUCUCCGCCAGUUCAUUGAUGAAUAUGUGGAAACUGCAGAUAUGCUGAAGAGUCACAUCAAGGAAGAGCUGAUGCAAGGCGAGGAGGAUGAGUCUAUUUAUGAGUCCAUGGCUCAUCUGUCCACAGAUCUGUUAAUGAAGUGUUCCUUGAAUCCUGGCUCCGAUGAAGAGCUUUAUGAAUCCAUGGCUGGAUUUGUCCCUGGUGCUCCAGAAGAUCUUUAUGUAGAGAUGCUUCAGUCCAAACCAGACACUCCAGUUGCUGGAGAUGAAGUUUCUUUAACUACAAAAGACUCCAUGCUCCGCAGGUUUUUAGAAGGCGGUAGCAUGGAUGUGCCAGAUUCAGAGGAAGUUUAUGAGCCAUGUGGUGAAGAUGUAUACUACCCAGUGGAACAAGAUACUUUUCCACAGGAAAUGGCUAACAGACCUCCAGUCCCUGUUCCAAGACCAGAGUCUAGUUCUCCACAGCCAGACAAUGAGCUGUACAUCUCCAAAAUUUUUGCACAGAAAGCUCAAAGACCUGAGAAUCUUUAUGUCCCUAGAGGAAGGAUUAAGAAAGAGACAAUAGUCAGGCCUGUAAGGGACCUGUCUCAAUCAAGCAUAUAUGAUCCAUUUGCCGGAAUGAAAACCCCAGGCCAACGGCAGCUGAUUACAUUACAGGAGCAAGUGAAAAUGGGCAUACUCACUGUGGAUGAAGCUGUACUUCAUUUUAAGGAGUGGCAACUGAAUCAGAAAAAGAGAUCAGAAUCAUUCCGGUUCCAGCAGGAAAAUCUGAAACGUCUACGAGACAGCAUAACCAGGAGGCAAAUGGAGAAGCAAAAAAAAGACAAAAGUGCAGAUUUAGAAAUUACAGUACCCAUUCGACGUUCUCAUAAUACUUUGGGGAGACCAGAAUGUGGAAUAUAUGAAUACACCCCCAGGAAAAACGUUUUUCCACCAAAAAAGGAGUUAAAGCGAGGAGACUGGAAAACAGAAAGCACAUCCAGCACAACAAGUAGUGCAAGUAACCGCUCCAGCACUCGCAGCAUACUGAGUGUCAGCAGUGGGAUGGAAGGGGACAGUGAGGACAAUGAAGUCCCAGAAACAACUAGAAGCCGCAGCCCAGUUGCCCACCAAGCAGAGAGGCUGCCUUUCCCAGAAAGGCCUCCCAGAGUGCCUCCUCGAGGUGCAAGCAGGCCUGUAAGCUGUGAAGACUUUUAUCCUCCACCUGUACCACCAAGAGGUCGCUGAAUUUCUCAACAUCUCUGGAAUAUGAGAUUUUUUUUCUGUUUAUACAUGUGUUUGUACAGAUAUUUUUUGGCUGUCUUAAAUUAUUUAUAAGCAGGACCAAAAUGUUUUCAUCCCUUUCCUCCUCCCUAAAGCUCUGGUGACUUUCCCCAUGAUUUUCACUGAGACUUCUUGGCCUUCUAUAACAUUUUUUAGUUGGAAGAAUUUUGGUGCUUUGGGGCUUCAUGAAAAAGUAUCAUGGUUGGGAAGGAGAAUGCUGAUGUGUGUCUUGGGAGCCCUGCACCGACAUGAAGUUUCCUUUUGACCAAGAAAGCACACGUGUCCUUUUAAGAACUAAAUACUGAUAAGCAUUGUUACUAAAACCCUCAACAUGGUCUACAAGGGCUUGACUGGAAAACAUACUUG
Manacus vitellinus (golden-collared manakin) is the source of this 3215-nucleotide messenger RNA. RefSeq names its product phosphoinositide-3-kinase adaptor protein 1 (gene PIK3AP1). The record is from RefSeq and is a predicted model, not a curated record. Gene Ontology annotation, cellular component: cytosol. Gene Ontology annotation, molecular function: phosphatidylinositol 3-kinase regulatory subunit binding; signaling receptor binding. The transcript is spliced from 17 exons. NCBI's taxonomy places the organism in Eukaryota, Metazoa, Chordata, Aves, Passeriformes, Pipridae. The coding region runs from base 924 to 2813 and encodes 629 amino acids. Gene Ontology annotation, biological process: signal transduction.